Molecule: messenger RNA, 3607 nt
Organism: Aspergillus wentii DTO 134E9
Lineage: Eukaryota; Fungi; Ascomycota; Eurotiomycetes; Eurotiales; Aspergillaceae
Product: pyridoxal phosphate-dependent decarboxylase family protein
Exons: 7
Coding region: 27-3431 (1134 amino acids)
Biological process (GO): carboxylic acid metabolic process
Molecular function (GO): carbon-carbon lyase activity; pyridoxal phosphate binding
Source: RefSeq, a predicted model, not a curated record
CCAGAAAGGAAAGAAGCAGAUUCACCAUGGCUGUCCGAGCUCAUGCGAACAACGGUGAAGACCAAAUCACCAACCAAAAUGUGAUCAAUAAUUAUUUCAUCGGCCCACGGGCUAGCAAUAUGCCCGAUUUCAGAGCAAACAUCAACACUGUCCUCGAUGAACUGCUCGAAACCAGGCUGGAUUAUUACCCCGAAGACAACAACCAAAAAUUUAUCACGAAGGAGGUCAGAAGAUCAAAGGAGUUCCAAAGGGUCAGAGACAAUUUCGGUGAUGUUGUCCGAAAGGUUGCCCAGCUCCUGGGAGAGCAUUCGGUGCCUUUCUGGUCUCCACGUUAUGAAGCCCACAUGUGCACCGACUUGACCAUGCCUUCCCUGUUGGGAUACUUCAUGACGAUGUUGUACAACCCCAACAACGUCGCCCUUGAAGCCAGUCCCAUGACUACCGUCGCGGAAUUGUUGGUCGGACAGCAACUUUGUGGGCUGUUUGGAUACAGAACUCCUCACACUCCUGAUCCGAAAGGAAAGAGAAAGCAAGAGGAGCCCUUGUCAUGGGGUCAUAUUACCUGCGAUGGCACUGUUGCCAAUCUGGAAUCCAUUUGGGUUGCGCGAAACCUGAAGUUUUACCCCUUGAAUCUUUAUCUAGCCAUCAAAUAUGGAAAGCUCAAGUUCAUCGCGGAUAAAUUCGAAGUGGAAACCCUUACAGAUGGGAAAAAGAAGUUUGCAAGUCUGAAAACCUGGGAUCUUCUCAACCUGAAGCCCAAGACUGUUCUUGAUCUGCCAGAUCUGCUGUUCGAGAACUAUGGAAUUUCGAGUGACUUCCUCAAGGAUGCUUUGGAGCCCUAUAACAUCCAGUCAGCCGGUCUAAUGCAUAAGGAGACCGACGAGGAAAACAGCACUCCCGAGACCAAGGAGAUCGACAAGUUUUACAGAAGCCUUAAACCGAUGAAAUUCAUUCUGUCAAAGACUCGCCAUUACUCCUGGCCGAAGGGACUUGCAAUUGCCGGCCUGGGCUCUGGAAAUCUCCUAGAAGUCGAGGUUGAUGACGAUGCCCACAUUGACCUUGUGCAGCUAGAAGAGAAGCUUGAAUAUUGCCUUGACAAAAAGAUCCCCGUGUAUGCGGUUGUCGCCAUCAUUGGCUCCACUGAAGAAGGAGCUGUCGACCGACUGUCGAAGAUUAUCGAUCUUAGGGAAAAGUUUCAGAAGCGAGGUCUUUCUUUCAUCGUUCACGCUGACGCUGCCUGGGGAGGCUACUUUGCCACCAUGCUACACCGGAGUCGAGAUGGCAGACCUGAACAGGGCGGUGCCGACAGAGGUGCUGUGCCCGCACUGACCCUGCGAAAGGAGACUGAAGAAGACCUUAUAGCUCUUCAGCAUGCGGAUUCAAUCACGGUUGACCCGCACAAGGCUGGAUAUGUCCCAUAUCCGGCAGGAAGCCUGGUGUACAAAGACGGACGGAUGAGGUAUCUGGUGACAUGGUCCAGUCCCUAUUUGUCUCAGGGAUCGUCGGAGAACAUCGGUGUCUAUGGUGUAGAGGGAAGUAAACCUGGAGCUGCUGCCAUGUCGACUUGGCUUUCUAACCAGACAAUCGGCUUGGAUCCAGAUGGAUAUGGAAAGCUGCUUGGUCAAGCUUCUUUCACGAGUUCCAGACUGUCUGUGCGCUAUGCAGUUCACAGUAACUUCAAACAAGGAGAGCGCAAGCCCUUCAUCUGCGUCCCUCUCAACAGACUGCCCAAGGAGAGAGAAGGAUUCGCCUUCAAUUCUGACGAAGUUGAAGGAGACCGUGACGAGAUUCGAAAAAAGAUUCUCGGUAAAGACAACGAGGUCCUCAUGAAGCACCCUGACGCAAUGAAGUUGCUGCGUGAACUGGGCUCGGACACGAACAUCAACGCCUUUUCCCUCAACUUCUACCUCAAGAAAGAGAAAGAUGAGAAGGAAGAGAACACAAAGCUUAACACCGACGUCGAGGAAGCCAACUACUUGAUGAAGAGAGUGGUCGACAGACUUUCAAUCACCACUGCCAACACCGACCCAACAAAGAUCCCCGUCUACUUGACCUCCACAAAGUUCGAGCAGGAACUGUACGGGAAGUGCGCAAAGAACUUUAUGAAGAGACUGGGCCUCGCAGAGGUCGACGAGGAUCUUUUUGUCCUGCGCAACGUGGUUAUGAGCCCCUUUCCCACCAAGCAUUACUUCAUCGGGAAGCUCUGGGAUGAAUUCGAGAAGGUCGUUAACCAAGAAGUCAGAAGAGUCAGGACUCGCAACGAUCCGGCCGCUCACAAGGCUCAGUUCCUGUUGCAGGGCACAGACAAGAUCUUCCUGGUCUUGCAGACUUCCUUCCAUACUGCUACUCUCCGGCAGCAGCUCAUUGUUCGUGCAGACCUCGAUGAUGAGCUCAAGCAGAAGUAUGUCAAGCUCAAGGGGGACAACCCAGAAACUUCUCUCCUCUUGGUGUCCCGAGGCAAGAUCAAUCUUAAGGAAGGUAUUGAAAAAAUUGAGAGUCUUCCUGGCAAGACUUUCGAAUUCGGGGCAGAGAUCUUCAAAAAGGCAGAUUAUCUCAACAACCCAGAAUACUAUCGUCACGACCCAGAUCUAUAUCUCCGCAACUUGAACGCAUACCGUCAUGAUCCUAAACAAUUCCUUCGCAACCUAGACGAAUAUAUUCAGAACACCGAAGAAUAUCUUCGCCACCCAGAAAAAUAUGUUCACAACCCAGAUGACUUCUCUCAAGUCCUAGAAGAACAAAUCGAGGACGUAGGAGAAUAUCUUCACAACCUGAAGGAAUAUUUCGCCAAGCUGAAGGACCCCAAGGAGCCCACCAAAUCCUUGGCCCAAGGAAAGGUCAAGAUCACAAGGGACGGCAUUAUCAAGAGUCGACCUUUGAACUCGAUCAACCGAGACCUUAAAUAUCCCCAGGAAAACAUGCCUUUCUACCUUUACGGUACUCCCGACCACGUGCACAUCUCCCACGUGCUUGUUCGAGCCCCCAACAUCGCCCUCUCCGCCGCAAACGUCAAAUUAUCAAUCUUCGCCGGCGUGGAAGACCGUCUGAGUGCUGACGAUCUCUCCAAGGGAUUGAUCCUCGGCCUGACCGAAAAGCCAGAAGUCGCCAUGCAGCCAUUCUCAGGACAGGUCUCUGCGACAGCCGAAUCGCCCGACGAGACCUUCUUUUUCCGCAGUGGAAAGAAGUUCCAAGUCAAUAUCUGGCGGGACAAGAAGGCAAGCAACGCCGCGGGCCCCGGACUGUUGAACGACCUGGGAGAUCCCUUCUGGAGCGGAACAUUGACUCUAGGCAACGAUGUAGACUAUGAUUCUGAAUGGCCGAACAAGGAUCCGGCGGCUACUCAGAAGGUCGAUGCUGAUCGCUGGCAGACGGAGCUGCGCAGUAUUGGCAACGUUCUCAAUGCCGGAUACGUGGACCCCCCGGCUGAAUAGACGGCGACGCAUGUGAUGUACUAUUCAGCUCACUCAUUUCUUGAACUUGAUUAUACUACAAAUAUUAAACACUAUGUUGAAAAGUAUCGCAUACCCAACUACUAACCUGCUGGCGUGUGACUUCUUAUUUUUACAAAAGAGGUGUGGUAUUAUAUAAAAAUGUUGAAUAAAUUUAC